AUGCAGAGAUUCAAAGCUCUGCUACCACGAACCAGAUUCUCAUCUCGCUCGCUCUGUUCUCAUCGUCGAGCUUUCUCCGCUCAACCAGAUUACGCUGAACGCAAUGACGACGACGAAGAUUCCCAAAACCAGAUUUUGGUUGAAGGAAGAGCAAAAUCGCGUACAGCUAUUCUCAACAGGCCAUCUUCUCUGAACGCGCUCACUACUUCAAUGGUUGCUAGGUUGAAGAGGCUUUAUGAUUCGUGGGAAGAAAACUCUGAUAUUGGAUUUGUUCUAAUGAAGGGUAGAGGCAGCGCUUUCUGUUCUGGUGCAGAUGUUGUUAGGCUGUAUCACUCGAUCAAUGAAGGAAAGACUGAAGAAGCUAAAGAGUUUUUUAAAACAUUAUAUUCAUUUGUAUAUCUUCAAGGGACAUAUCUUAAACCACAUGUUUCUAUUUUGAAUGGAAGGACAAUGGGUUGUGGAUCUGGAAUUUCUCUUCCAGGGAUGUUCCGUGUGGUGACUGAUAAAACUAUUUUUUCCCACCCAGAGGCUCAAAUAGGCUUUCACCCUGAUGCUGGAGCUUCUUACCUUUUGUCUCGUCUACCCGGCUACUUAGGGGAAUACUUGGCCCUUACAGGAGAUAAGCUUAAUGGUGUAGAAAUGAUUGCUUGCCGCCUAGCUACACAUUAUUCACUGAAUGCAAGGCUUGCUUGGCUUGAAGAACGCCUUGGUAAACUGGUCACAGACGAUCCAUCUAUUGUUGAGGCAUCCCUUUCACAAUAUGCUGAUCUCGUUUAUCCCGAGAGAAGCGGCAUCCUUCACAAGAUUGAUACUAUAGAUAGAUGUUUCAGUCAUGAUACAGUGGAGGAAAUCGUUGAAGCUUUGGAGAAAGAGGCAGCUGAUUCUUUAGAUCAAUGGUGUUUGACAACUCUCAAGAAACUAAAAGAAGCCUCCCCAUUGAGUUUGAAAGUUAUUUUACAAUCUAUUCGGGAAAGUAGAUUUGAAACGCUUGAUCAAUGUCUUGUACGCGAGUAUCGUGUAUCUGUUCGGGCAAUUUCCAAGCAGGUUUCCUCUGAUUUUAUUGAGGGUGUUCGAGCACGAAUGGUUGAUAAGGAUUUUGCACCCAAGUGGGAUCCACCUAGUUUAAAAGAUGUAUCAGAGAACAUGGUAGACCAUUAUUUCUCUCCUUUUGACGAAUUUGAGCCUGAACUGGUGCUGCCUACAGCAUUGAGAGAACCUUACAUGUGA
Messenger RNA from Lathyrus sativus (Indian pea), 1227 nucleotides. The record is from the annotation of a GenBank genome assembly. NCBI's taxonomy places the organism in Eukaryota, Viridiplantae, Streptophyta, Magnoliopsida, Fabales, Fabaceae.